UUUAGGAACUUGUCGGCACGACCCAAAGUCCUGAGCACACCUCUUUACGCGGAACAGCUGCCUCCACCGGUGCGCAAUUACGCACGGGGCUGGAGGAAUCCGACCAGCGGCCUGUUUCCUUCCCGUUUUUUUUUUUUUUUUUUUUUUUCGCUGUCCACAGUUUGGAGUCCUCUCCAUUUAUAGAGACUAUCUAUGCACGACGUCAUCGCCGCAUGUGGCACCUUUCCACAGCUGGAACUCUGAAGUUCACUCCGCAGUCCUCUAUGUGCAGGAGACAGGAUGGGCUGCUCCACCAGUUCCCAAACUGCAGCCGUAGACACGACUCGACCCAGCGCUAAGCCCGAGGAGAGCAACGGAGCCAGCACGACAGGUGCAGCAAAUGAGAAUGGCAAAGUAACUGAGGACAGUGAAACUAUUCCUGACCAGACCCCUGCAGAAGGGGCUGCUAAGCCCGCUGAAGAAGUGGCCAUAGCUGCCAAGUCUGCAGAGAGCACCUCCGCAGCUCCACCGGCAGCAGAGGAGGCGCAGCCUGAUGCAGCCAGUAAGCCUGCAGAGGCAGCUGCAGCACCAGAGGCAGCCGCAGCACCGGAGGCAGCCGCUGCACCAGAGGAAGCUCCUCCGGCGGCAGCAGACGCUGCUGCCAGCUCCUCAGAGCCUGCACCUGCAGCUCCUGAUCAAGGAAGUGCUGAAGCCACGGGUCCCCAACCAGAGCCCAAAACAGAAGAGACACCCGCUCCCAGUGAGUGAGGUGCAGCUAAUGUGGAUGGCUGAACAUCUGCGCAAGUGUCCUACCUUGUCUGUCUGUGUGUGUGUGUGUGUGUGUGUGCAUGUUGCGUAUGUGUGUGUACGAGAGUGUUGGUGAGAAAGACAUCGCCUCGUUGCCAAGAUGCAGACCUUGUGACAGCUACUUUCAGUCAGGGUCCCUCAGUCAUCACCGUGCCUUCUCCUCCUCACGAUUGUGUCCGGCUGCAAUUUCUGCUUGUAUAUAGAGAAACUUCCAGAGCACUUAGUGGGUGUGUUUAUUUUAAGAGGAUAUAAUCAUUUGAGAAUUACUCUGGUGAUUUAAAAAAAAAAAAAAGUUUCAUUCAUAUUUAUUCCCUGUAUAGAAAUUCAGUUAUCAUGAUAUAUUUCUCAUCAUGAAUCAGGAAUCUUGCUUGAAUCCAUGAACCAAUUCUCUACUUUUCUACGAAAUUACAGUUAUAAGAAGAGCAAAGCCAAAAUACAUUUGAUCUUAAAACGGCAUUCUGUUUGGGUA
Messenger RNA from Myripristis murdjan (pinecone soldierfish), 1255 nucleotides. Its product is annotated as skin secretory protein xP2. The record is from RefSeq and is a predicted model, not a curated record. The coding region runs from base 280 to 747 and encodes 155 amino acids. The transcript is spliced from 4 exons. Lineage: Eukaryota; Metazoa; Chordata; Actinopteri; Holocentriformes; Holocentridae.